AUUGCUCCAAAAUGCAAUAUGCAUGGAAAUAGUCUUAAGCUACGAACGGUUUUAGAAAUAUGCCCGAUACAUCUGCUUGUACGUAUGUUCACGCAUUCGAGUUAUUCGAACUAGCAAGAUAUUUUUGUAAUUAUUAAAAAUUUUCAAAUCAGUUGCUAUUGCGUGUGCGUUGGUUGAUGGAUGUGUCAGUAACGCUGUUUUUCCGUAGAACAUAAAAAAAAUAUGCGAAUAAAAAAUAACUGGAUUUUUGGACUCAUAUACACAUUUAUUAUUUAUGUGAAGGGUUUCGCUCAUAUUGACGAAAAUGAAGGAAUCUCGAUUGGUAUUAUAUCCGAUCACAAUACGGAGCAGUUACGAAAGACUUUUAACUAUGCUAUUACUGUAGCCAAUACCGAUUUGGGGAUACCCUUGAUAGGGUAUAACGAUGAAAUAAAAAUUGGUGAUUCUAUAGAAGGACAUGCUAAACUUUGCAAAUUUAUGCAGACUGGCAUAGGGGCUAUUUUUGGGCCUUCUUCACGACAUACAUCGGCACAUCUCUUAACAGUGUGUGAUGCUAAAGAUGUACCUUAUAUAUAUCCACAUAUGAGUGAGAAUGUUGAGGGAUUCAAUUUAUACCCUAAUCCAAUAGAUUUGGCACGUAUUUUGCACGACAUAAUCAAUUUAUUCGAAUGGACACGUUUUACUUUCCUUUAUGAAUCAUCUGACUAUUUGAGCAUUUUAAAUGGUUUAAUGUCAUUCUACGUCAGUGAUGGACCAGUCAUCAAUGUAUUGCGGUACGAUCUUAAUUUAAAUGGAAAUUUCAAAGCAAUUCUGCGACGAGUACGCAAAUCGGAAGAUGGACAUAUUGUAGUUGUAGGCUCUACACCAUCUGUAGCUGAACUAUUAAGACAGGCACAACAAGUUGGAAUAAUUAACGAUAAAUAUUCCUAUAUUAUUGGUAAUCUCGACUUACAAACUUUUGAUCUGGAAGAGUAUAAAUACAGUGAGGCGAACAUGACCGGAUUUCGAAUGUUUUCUCCAUCUCAUUCCAUCGUUCAUGAUUUAAUAUCCCAAUUGGAUUACAAUGAAGAUUAUAAUAACCGAAUAGUCAAUGGUUCGUGUCCAAUAACUCUGGAAAUGGCAUUAACUUAUGAUGCCGUGCAAGUUUUUGCCGCAUCUACAAAAAAUUUAGUAUAUCGUCCACAAGCCUUAAACUGUUCCGAACAAAGCAACCAAGUGCAAACUGAUGGAUCAACAUUUAAGAACUAUAUGCGUUCGAUUAACAUGCAAGAAAAAACCAUAACUGGGCCUAUAUACUUCGAUGGAAACAUACGAAAAGGUUAUAUGCUAGAUAUUGUAGAGCUGCAGACUAGUGGACUUGUGAAGAUCGGCACUUGGGACGAACGUAACAACUUGACAAUUCAACGUUCACCUCAAUCAGAAUUAUGGAGUGAGGUUGAUGCCAAUUCUUUGGUGAACAGAACAUUUCGUGUUCUUAUUUCAGUGCCAAACAAACCUUACGCCAGUUUAGUAGAGAGUCAUAAGAAAUUGGUUGGAAACAACCAAUAUGAAGGAUAUAGCAUAGACCUAAUAAAGGAGUUAGCGGCAAAAUUAGGUUUCAAUUAUACAUUUAUAGAUGGGGGCAGUAAUUAUGGCAGCUUUAAUAAAACGACAAAUAAGACAACAGGAAUGAUGAAAGAGUUAAAUGAAGGUAGAGCAGAUUUGGCAAUUACCGAUUUGACGAUUACAUCGGAACGCGAAGAAAUAAUUGAUUUCUCUAUUCCAUUCAUGAAUUUAGGCAUUGCGAUUUUGUUCACUCAACCACAAAAAUCGCCCGCUAACAAUUUUUCAUUCAUGGAUCCUUUCUCUAGACAAGUUUGGAUUUAUUUGGGCUUUGUCUAUAUUGGUGUAUCGUUUUGUUUUUUCAUAUUGGGGCGAUUAUCUCCAACUGAAUGGGAUAAUCCAUAUCCAUGUAUUGAAGAACCCGAAGAACUGGAGAACCAAUUUACAUUAAAUAACUCCUUUUGGUUUACAACAGGGGCAUUUUUACAGCAAGGCUCUGAGAUAGCACCAAAGUCUCUUUCUACCCGCACUCUUGCAUCUAUUUGGUGGUUCUUUACCCUGAUAAUACUAUCUUCAUACACUGCCAAUUUGGCAGCUUUUUUAACUAUCGAGAAACCUGUUGGACUUAUAAAUAAUGUCAAUGACUUAGCUAGUAAUACAGCGGUAAAAUAUGGUGCUAAAAAAACUGGUUCCACGCGAAGUUUCUUUUCAACCUCCGAGCAUGAAACUUAUAAGAAGAUGAAUGAUUUCAUGGUCAAAAACCCGGAUUUACUUUUCGAGACAAACCUUGAAGGAGUAAAUCGCGUGAAAUCCGAUAACAAUUAUGCUUUCUUAAUGGAGUCCACAUCAAUUGAGUACCACAUUGUGCGCGAAUGUAAAUUAAUGAAGGUUGGCGAGCCACUCGAUGAGAAGGGAUAUGGCAUCGCAAUGGUAAAAAAUUGGCCAUACCGCGACAAAUUCAACAACGCGUUGUUGGAACUUCAGGAACAAGGCGUUUUGGCGCGACUCAAAAAUAAAUGGUGGAACGAAGUUGGUGCUGGUGUUUGUAAAAAAAAAUCUGACAGCAGCCAAGUCGAUCCCUUAGAUUUAAAGAAUUUGGGUGGUGUGUAUCUAGUGCUUGGGGUCGGCAGCGGAUUAUCUCUUAUAUAUGGUUUAAUUAUGUGGUGCAUAUAUGUGGCAAGGAAAUCCAACUAUUAUGAGGUGCCGUUUGGUGCAGCAUUUUUGGAAGAACUACGUAUUGCAAUUGACGUUACGAAUAACGAACGCAUACUAAAGAGCGCACAAUCCGUAUAUUCGCGAAGUCGAAAUUCACUUCUUUCAAUCGAUUCAAUAGACACAGAUUCGGAAAUUGAAAAUAGUUCAAAAACUGAUGGAGAAUCGGAGAAAACUAUUUGAGGUUUUAAAUUGUCAUAAAACCUCUCCGCUUUUCCCAAUUCGUGUUAACUUCUAAAAAUCAUUCUUGUAAUUUAAGCAAUUUUAACAUUGUCCUGCAAUGAUUAUUUUAUUAAAUAGCUAGGUCAAAAUAUCAUAUGAAGAAUAAAGACCGAGUCUUAACCGAGAAAGUGCCACAAAAGAAAAAAUCUCAAUCGCUCUUUUCAAGAGAGCCUCUACGGACAAUGGUGACUCUAGCUACUCACGCUAUCUGGUACAAAAAAAAAAACGGGAUCUUACAGUGCCGUAGCGUUUAUUGGGAAAAAUGUUGUAAUUAAAGAAGAUUCAUUGUUUUGUUGGAGAUGGCGCUUAUUAAAUAUAGUUUGCUCCAAUCUCCCCCGUUGUCUUUAUAGCUAACAUCGUUAAUGGCAACUUGCAACUAAAUUUUCUGCAUAUAUGAAUAAAAUUUUCAGCUUUAUUUAUUGCUUACCUUGUCCGUAGCAGUUGAUAAGGUCAGACGUGUCUUUACGAGCUAGGCGAGUUUCAUUUCUUAAAAGCUCACUUGACCAAAAUAAUUACUGUAACGAUGCCUCAGCAAUAAAUAAAGAUAACCAUAAA
Bactrocera oleae (olive fruit fly) is the source of this 3531-nucleotide messenger RNA. RefSeq names its product Glutamate receptor IID (gene GluRIID). Gene Ontology annotation, cellular component: postsynaptic density membrane; plasma membrane. The record is from RefSeq and is a predicted model, not a curated record. NCBI's taxonomy places the organism in Eukaryota, Metazoa, Arthropoda, Insecta, Diptera, Tephritidae. Gene Ontology annotation, biological process: monoatomic ion transport; modulation of chemical synaptic transmission; synaptic transmission, glutamatergic. Gene Ontology annotation, molecular function: glutamate receptor activity; transmitter-gated monoatomic ion channel activity involved in regulation of postsynaptic membrane potential.